ACGGGACCCAACCGUUCAUCUUGGCCCCCAAGUACCCGCCCUAGCCCCCCUCCCCCUCCCCCUCCUGCCUGCCCUUACAAAACCCUAAUUUCCGAUCUGAGCCGCCCCGGCACCCAACCAAUAAAAAGAAUUCCCCAAUUAUUGUUUGCAAAAAACGCCUUCACUUCCCCCUCCCCCUCAGAAGAAUUCCCUUGGAAAAAUCAUUUUGGUAGUGGGGGGCGGAGACCACAUAAUACUUCCAUUUACCCCCCUUUUGCGCAAAAAAAAAUAAAAAAAAAAAUAAAGGCGAAAUCCAGCGUAGCGUUUCCGACGUAUAAAGUCAAAAGAUAG
Bipolaris zeicola 26-R-13 is the source of this 330-nucleotide messenger RNA. RefSeq lists its product as uncharacterized. The record is from RefSeq and is a predicted model, not a curated record. The transcript has a single exon. The annotation marks the transcript as partial. NCBI's taxonomy places the organism in Eukaryota, Fungi, Ascomycota, Dothideomycetes, Pleosporales, Pleosporaceae.